GUGGUGUGCUCAGUGGGCAGGGCCCCUCCCCUGGGCUGGAUCCGCCUCUCUUAUCCCCCAGAUAAAUUACUAGUGUCCUCACUAAAUUCCUCGGCUUUCUCGCUCCCUCUUUCUCUCCCUCUCUCACAAUCUCCCUCCCUCAGGCACAGGCAAAGCAGGGUUGGGGGGCGGGAGGGCGGGGAUCCUUUCUGGACUGGUAUCGUGCCUUAGUCCUGGGCAGGGAGGGAAGGGGAGGAAAAUACUGGCACCCCUUCUCUCCUACACGGCCUUGAAAUAGAUUCAAGGAGCUGCUCUUCCUCCCCCCCUCCCCCUUUCCUGCUGGUCGUUUGGCAUCUUCCAGACCAUGUCCACUGGGUCCCUCAGCGAUGUAGAAGAUCUGCAGGAGGUGGAGAUGCUGGAAUGCGAUGGCCUGAAAAUGGAUACUAACAAAGAGUUUGGGGCGUCCACCGAGAGCAACGAGGAGGGAUCCAAUGGCGAGAAUGGCUCCCCUCAGAAGGGGAGAGGGGCCUCGGGCAAGAGGAAAAAAGCUCCCCCCAAGAAGAGCCCUUUAAAUGGAGUGAGCCAGGAGGGAAAGCAGGUACAGAGAAAUGCUGCCAACGCCAGGGAGAGGGCAAGGAUGAGGGUCCUUAGCAAAGCCUUCUCCAGGCUUAAGACCACCCUGCCCUGGGUGCCCCCAGACACCAAACUUUCCAAACUGGACACCUUGAGAUUGGCCUCCAGCUACAUUGCUCACCUGAGGCAGAUCCUGGCCAAUGACAAGUAUGAAAACGGCUACAUCCACCCAGUCAACUUGACUUGGCCUUUUAUGGUAGCCGGCAAACCCGAGAGUGACCUGAAAGAAGUGGUGAACACAAACCGCUUGUGCGGCCCGACGGCAUCUUGAGCCCCGCGGCCGGGCCAGCAGCGUCCGUCCCGGCGCGGCCGGGGAGCGGGCAGGGACCCGCCGCGGCCCCGCCGCUGCCCCGGGCCCCGGGCAGAGCCAUGGGGAGAGCCGCUCUCCCGGCGCAAAGGAGACCAAAUGUGCCCUAGCAAAGACUCCAUCCACCCCGAGAGAUCCCGACUCUAUUUAACUUUAUUAAAUGCGUGUACAGUCGAGUGUCCUGCAACCACAGCCUUGCUGGUUCAAGCGCUACUAGAGAAAAGACAGAGAUCAAACAAAACCUACCACGCGUGUAUCUUUUGUCUGAGACCUGUGAAAUAUGUAGAUGCCUAGAAAAACUGACUUUGACAGUCAUCUCUAUGAAGUAAUUCAACCUAAAGAUAUACAGAUAUAUUUUCUUCAAGCAGGUUCUGCUCUAUUUCUGUGAAUAAACCUUCCUUUCUACUGAACACGGAGCGGUGGAAAUGUUCGUUUGCGACUCUCGGGCUCGCCGGGGUAAGGACUGCGCCUCCGCUGCCUCCGCCG
Lepidothrix coronata (blue-crowned manakin) is the source of this 1405-nucleotide messenger RNA. It is a transcript of the gene TCF21, whose product is annotated as transcription factor 21. The transcript has 2 exons. The record is from RefSeq and is a predicted model, not a curated record. The coding region runs from base 344 to 883 and encodes 179 amino acids. Gene Ontology annotation, molecular function: protein dimerization activity; RNA polymerase II transcription regulatory region sequence-specific DNA binding; DNA-binding transcription factor activity, RNA polymerase II-specific. Lineage: Eukaryota; Metazoa; Chordata; Aves; Passeriformes; Pipridae. Gene Ontology annotation, biological process: regulation of transcription by RNA polymerase II; developmental process.